AUGUCUAUGGGGAUAAUAAUACUAACUCUAGCUCUUUGUUGGCUCGUGUUGGUGAAAGCUGGACCUCAAGAGGACAGCCUAAGGGAGCACAAUCGUUUGAGGAGAAUUCACGGUAGUCCUCCGCUGACCUUGGACGCCUCACUCUCCAGGGGAGCUGAACAAUAUGCGAUGGUUUGA
Molecule: messenger RNA, 177 nt
Organism: Drosophila takahashii
Lineage: Eukaryota; Metazoa; Arthropoda; Insecta; Diptera; Drosophilidae
Product: Golgi-associated plant pathogenesis-related protein 1-like
Cellular component (GO): extracellular region
Source: RefSeq, a predicted model, not a curated record